This is a messenger RNA of Penicillium odoratum, 228 nucleotides long. RefSeq lists its product as uncharacterized. The coding region runs from base 1 to 228 and encodes 75 amino acids. The transcript has a single exon. The record is from RefSeq and is a predicted model, not a curated record. Lineage: Eukaryota; Fungi; Ascomycota; Eurotiomycetes; Eurotiales; Aspergillaceae.
AUGGAUGGCCCUGAAGUUGGUGAUAUUUACCGAUGGGACUCGACUCGCAAUUCGCAGACAACUCCACAACAUGACCGCCAUACAGUAAUGGAAGGCCCUGAAAUUGGUAAUUUUUACCGAUGGGACUCGACUCGCAAGGAUUCACAGACAACUCCAGAACAUGAUAUUGAUCAGAUAUUUGGUUUGCUUGCUGGGGCAGAAAUUUCUGAGUCCACUCUUAAUCCCUAG